Cotesia congregata is the source of this 1398-nucleotide messenger RNA. The record is from the annotation of a GenBank genome assembly. Lineage: Eukaryota; Metazoa; Arthropoda; Insecta; Hymenoptera; Braconidae.
AUGACAGAUAACGUGUACGUCGUAGGCUUUGGAAAAGCCGUGAUGGGUAUGGCAGUAGCUUUGGAAGAGCUACUGGGUAAUCGCUUGAUGAAAGGAAUAGUUAGUAUACCAAGAGGCUCAAAGGAUAAUUUUAAUUUUAAUAUAUUAAAUAAUACAGUCCCUGGUGUAAUAAAUUAUGUAGAGACCAGUAUCAAUAAUGAGCCAGAUAAUGACACUGUGUCAGUAACCCGGGAUAUAAUUGAGUUGGUUAAAUCAUUAAAUGAAACUGACACUUUGAUAGUUUUGAUAUCAGGCGGUGGUUCAGCUUUAUUGUCGAUGCCUAAGCCACCUGUAACUCUUGAUGAAAAGCUUAAUAUUUCCCGGAAAUUAUUCAAUUCAGGAGCUGAUAUCAAAGAAGUUAAUUUAAUUAGGCAAAAAUUAUCGGUUGUUAAAGCCGGAGGUUUAGCGUUUAUGGCUCAUCCCGCUUUUGUAAUUGGAUUAAUAUUAUCAGAUAUUAUUGAUGAUCCAAUGGAAUUAAUUGCUAGUGGACCUACAGUCAAUAAUUUAAUACAAGUUGAUAUUAUUGAAAAAAUAUUUAUAAAAUACAAUCUUUUGAAUCAAUUGAGUGAUAAUUUAAAAAUAAUUCUUUUUUCUGACCCAAUAAUUUCUCAGCAAGGAAUAAAUCACGUUAAAAAUUUUAUUAUUGGCAACAAUUUAUUAGCAAUUGAAAAUGCAAAGCUAGAAUGCACGCGCAAAAAAUUAACUUCUGUAAUAUUAUUUAUUAAUAUUAAAGGACUAAUUACACAAAUUAGUAAAAUGUACGCUAAAUUAUCUAGCUUAAUUUGUAAAACUUUUUACGAAUCAAUUUCAAUAGAAAAUUUCAACGAGUUGAUUAAAAAUGAUCCUGAUUUAUUAUUGCUAAGCAGCAAAGCAGGAGAAAUUUAUCAAGCUACUAAAGACGUUGAGGAAGGAUUGGUUCUUAUUGCGGGUGGAGAACCUUCGGUGCUCGUAACCGGAUCGGGAAAAGGAGGAAGAAAUCAAGAACUUGCUUUGAGAUUUUCGCGAGACUGGUUUAAAAUUGCUGAGUAUGAGAAACUGGUUAAGUUAUUUGAUGUGGUAUUGCUGAGUGUUAGCACGGAUGGUCAGGAUGGCCCGACUGAUGCUACUGGCGCAUUUGGUUACGCUGAGAUCUAUUCGGUGGCAAAUGAAUUAGUGGAAUUGAUGAAGAGUAAAUUUUUAAAUGAAGCUGAGGAUGAAAUCAUGAGUACUAGAGAAUUUGUUGAGAAAGAGAUGGAACAUGUUGAUGUUGGGAAGGUUUUGGAGAAUAAUGAUUCUUAUAAUUUUUAUUCUAGAUUUAAUAAAGGGAAUGAUUUGGUAAAAACUGGACUCACUGAUAAAUUUCCAGAAAAAAAUAAAUAA